Drosophila willistoni is the source of this 1617-nucleotide messenger RNA. RefSeq names its product repressor of RNA polymerase III transcription MAF1 homolog (gene Maf1). Gene Ontology annotation, molecular function: RNA polymerase III core binding. The coding region runs from base 728 to 1405 and encodes 225 amino acids. NCBI's taxonomy places the organism in Eukaryota, Metazoa, Arthropoda, Insecta, Diptera, Drosophilidae. The transcript is spliced from 4 exons. Gene Ontology annotation, cellular component: nucleus. Gene Ontology annotation, biological process: negative regulation of transcription by RNA polymerase III. The record is from RefSeq and is a predicted model, not a curated record.
CGUUCAGAUUAACGAAUAUUUCGGUCAUUGUUCUUGAAUGCUAUCGGCUUGUUGUUGCAUCGUGCAUAAACUGACUAACGAAAUGUUAUGAAUAUGCAUUGUAUAUUGUAGUAAAACGAAUAAGACUGUGUAAUACAAUAGUGUGUUAGAUUGGCCAAAAUAGUAAAAAUAACUGAGCCAUAAAUACAUGCUUUCAAUGAUUUACCAAUAAUUUAAAUUGAACGAACAAAUUGUGAAGAUCAAUUAUUUAUUAUAUUGAUAUGUAAUUCUGUGGAAAUUGUGUAUAUGUACAAAGAUCAAACGGCUAAUAAUAAAAUCGACGCCAUAUUUUGUUUUCUUUUGUCGUGAUUGCCCGACAAUGUGCAAACGUAUUCCAAUACCUUCUGUAUUUACAUAAAUACAAAAACUUUUAAAUUGGUAUUGAAUGUAAUGUGGCUUCCUCGCUAACUUUAUUAUGUAUUGAGCUGCAUUCUUGGCGUUUAUUUUGAAACCCAUAAGACAAACAACCAGUGCAUUUCAAGUGUAUAAAAUGCAUAUAUAUUUUCAAGCUUAUAGAAACAAUUUUACCUGUUGGAGCUAUGCAAAUAUAUGUAUGUUGCAGAUUAGUGAAAUUGUCACAUAUAUUUAUAUUGAGAUUAAGCACUGCAUAACUGAUUAGAUUUCCAAAUAGAUUUUGCUGGAAAAAAAUAGCCGAAGCGUUAUUGAAUAAAUCAUUUUUCGUAUAACCAUGAAACUGUUAGAGAGUUCCCGUUUCGAGGCCAUUAACAAUGCACUCUCCAUACAAACUGGCGGAAUCAAUAUAUUUGGGCGAAUAGAAAGCUAUUCGUGUAAAAUGGUUGCCGCUGAGAAGAUUUUGUAUAAACGCUUUACGGCAGAAACACAAGGCCAUGAUCUACAAGCGUUGUCACCCCCACAAACUCUAGCCGAUUUUUCACCAAACUUUCACCGCAACAAUAGUCAGUCAGGAGAUGAAGGUGUUAUUCUCUGUGACACAAUUUCACGGAAAACUUUAUUUUACUUAAUUGCGACGUUGAAUGUUUCAUUUGAACCAGACUAUGAUUUUUCGGAUGCAAAGUCGCACGAGUUUAGCAAGGAGCCUUCUUUGCAGUGGGUUAUGAAUUCCGUUCACUCAAACCUCUCUGCACUAGCUGGAGACCAAUAUCAAGUUUUGCGCCAACCGUUGUGGUCGGCUGUCGACGAUGAGGUUAACUUGCCAGAAUGCGACAUAUACAGCUAUAACCCGGAUCUGAGUUCAGAUCCUUUUGGAGAGCCAGGUUGUUUGUGGUCAUUUAAUUAUUUUUUCUACAACAAAAAGUUGAAGCGAAUUGUGUUUUUUACAAGUCGAGCUGUAAAUUCUCUCUAUGCUGGCGACACUUUAGACUUUUCAUUGGAAGAAGUCUAUUGAGAAAUGGCCGCAACUGGUUACUCUUUAAAUUGUUUGAUCACAUGAAAAUUUGUAUCAGCACUGGCAGGUGAGACCGGGUAAGGAAGAAUUCAUGCUAUGAAUAAAGGCGAUCCUAGAAAUAGUAAACCAAAAGCAAAUUAUUUUUAAGGAUUUAUCAACAUCAAAAAUGUACUUCGUUGAACUAAUAAAAAUUAAGAAUUACACAAAUUUAA